CUCAAACCUCCACCUCCACCUCCAUUGAGUUGCCACUGUCCCUCCAACGGCUGCAGGACUUGCUGCAGCUCUUCCGCCUCACUCUGAAGGUCGCGCGACGGUCCACUUGGAGCGCGCAGCCAACCAGGCGCACACCGCUCCCUAAGGCGCGCCCUUACUGCACGGCACCACCGUCAUCGAUCCAUCAGCCGCCGACACGAUGAGCGACGCGGCGAACGGCACUGGAGCUGUCUCCAACACGAGGCUCUACCUUGGGAACUUGCCCCGCAAUGCUACCAAGGCCGACGUUGAGAACCAUUUCAACACCCAUGGCACCGGCGAAAUCACCGAGAUCAAGCUUAUGAAUGGCUUCGGCUUCAUCGAGUACAAGGAUGCUAUGGAUGCGCGCGAUGUCGUUCCCGCUUUCCAUGGCUCUGAGUUCAUGGGUGAGCGCCUGGUGGUCCAGUUCGCACGCGGUGGUAACCGUCCCCGCGACGGUUAUAACGAUGCGCCCCGCAUGGCACCGCGCCCGCGCCGCACCGUUCAUCGCAUGACAAUCACCGGUCUCCCGUUCGAAACCAGUUGGCAGGAUCUCAAAGACUUCGCUCGGCAGUCAGGGCUCGAUGUCGUCUAUAGUGAGGUCGCCCGUGAGCGCGAUGCAAGUGGGGGUGGGAAGGGCUUUGUCGAGUACGAGACAGCGCAAGACCUCGCUUCGGCGGUCGAGAAGCUCGACAAUCAUGACUUCAAGGGGUCUACUGUCCGCUGCAUCUCAGACCCCCAAGCCGACAUCCCGCGUCCCCGUGAGCGCUUCCGCUCGCGCUCCCCUGGUUACCGUGGCCGCGGCUACGGUCCCCCACCGCCGGAUGACUACUACUACGAUCGUCGCGGGCCGCCGCGUGGCUUCAGCCCUCGUCGUGACGACUACCGUCGUCGCACCCCACCGCCUCGCGGCUACUACGACGACCCGCGCGAGGAUCGCUAUGGUCCACCCCGUCGCGGCCCACCAGUCGACGAUUACCCACCGCCUGCGCGUGGCCGCUACCCCGACGAUCGCUACGCUGCUCCACCGCCACCACGUGGUUACACUGAGCCAGAUCCGUACAUGAACGGUCACGGAAGGGAGCCGUACGGUCGUCCUCCGAGCCCGAGGGGCGGCAGAGGCUACGAGCGUGGUGGAUACGAGGCCCGUCCUUACUGGUAAUUACCAUCCUCUCCUCCUUCGUAGUCUUGGUGGUGCCUUGCGUCGCCAAUACUAUUGGAGCCUUACUAAUUGCUACUAGAUCAAUCAUAGGUCAUUCGAACCAGCGCCGUGGGAAGUGCGAAAAGGUUGAGAAAGAUUGUUGGGAAUUGCUU
Molecule: messenger RNA, 1332 nt
Organism: Baudoinia panamericana UAMH 10762
Lineage: Eukaryota; Fungi; Ascomycota; Dothideomycetes; Mycosphaerellales; Teratosphaeriaceae
Exons: 7
Coding region: 200-1180 (326 amino acids)
Cellular component (GO): ribonucleoprotein complex; cytoplasm; nucleus
Molecular function (GO): mRNA binding
Source: RefSeq, a predicted model, not a curated record